This is a messenger RNA of Penicillium antarcticum, 234 nucleotides long. RefSeq lists its product as uncharacterized. The coding region runs from base 1 to 234 and encodes 77 amino acids. The record is from RefSeq and is a predicted model, not a curated record. NCBI's taxonomy places the organism in Eukaryota, Fungi, Ascomycota, Eurotiomycetes, Eurotiales, Aspergillaceae. The transcript is spliced from 2 exons.
AUGUCCGAAUCUUUUCAGCUGUAUGACCUCCGCGUCGAGGUCGUUUGUCCUCCGGGACAGCGGAUCAUGUGCGGCGCCAAAGAGGGCGACUAUUUCACGCUCAAGGGCGAGAUGAUGUACUUGCCACCCGGUCAGGGUAUUAGCAUCUACAGUCUGGUUGAAGAUUAUCAGAACAGGCAAAACGACAUUCAAUCAUUCCGACACAACUCUGGUCCCGAAAUCGACUUGACGUGA